Daphnia carinata is the source of this 578-nucleotide messenger RNA. RefSeq names its product selenoprotein W-like. The transcript is spliced from 3 exons. NCBI's taxonomy places the organism in Eukaryota, Metazoa, Arthropoda, Branchiopoda, Diplostraca, Daphniidae. The record is from RefSeq and is a predicted model, not a curated record. Gene Ontology annotation, biological process: positive regulation of filopodium assembly; negative regulation of apoptotic process.
CAUCCAAGGCAAGCCACUCAUUCGAUAAGGAAAUACGAAGUUGUCAAAGCUGAAAGCUCAGAACUGCCUUCGAUUAACUGCCCGAACAAUCGAAUUUUGUGUUGAAAGAAAUGGUGAAAGUGAAUGUUGAGUAUUGUGGCGGAUGAGGUUAUGGUCCCCGCUAUGGGGAAUUGGCUGGAAUAAUUGAAGCCAAAGUCCCUUCAGCGGAGAUUGAAGGCCAUGUAGGAAGGAGAACUUCGUUUGAAGUCAUGGUGGAUGGCCAGUUAAUCCAUUCCAAAUUAAGCACCAAUGCUUUUCCGGACUUUGACGAAGUUGCAUAUAUUGUGCAAUCAGUUGCUGAGGGGUCAACGCCUCAACAAGUAACCAAGACCCAGUCUGCAGGAUGCAAUAUCUUGUAGUGACAUAUGCCUUUGACAUCACCAAUUUUGUUUAGGUGUAACAUUUAUGGCUCACCUAUGAAAUGGACUCUUUGAAACACUCUGUGUUAGUGUCUGUUGAUUUUUUAUGAGUCUGUAUUUGCUCUAUCUUUUCAAACUUGUGUGUGUAAAAAGAGAUUGCAUAAAAAUGAAAACAUUAAA